ACAUAAAAGGAGAUUCUCCUUCAAUCCAUCUCAAAACCUCCUCCAUUAUUUUUCACUUCAAAAAAUCUUCUCUUCUUAUGUAUCCAAUUAUUCCUUUCCAAAUUCUUCAUUCUCCUGUCGAAUUGAAUUAAAAUGGAAUGUGAUCUUUGUUCCUUGCAACUAACUGCAACAAUAGAGACAAUCUUCUUCGUUGAAAGCCUUAGGUGCCACUAGGUUUACCAUUUAAUGCCUAGGGGGAAGGAGCAGGGAAAUAAAUGAAAAACCAAAUAAAAUAAAAUAAAAUAAACGCGGCUGCUCUGGACACCAAAACCAUGGACAGAGUCCUUUCUGUUUGGUAAUUGAUUCCAGCUAUAGAGAUCGGAGGAAUUAGGGUGACGGAGGAGCUGCGGGGAAAAUUAAAGUAGCGAUUUUUGGGAGAUCCUGGUUUUGAAUAGCUUGGUUGUUGGAAUAUAGCAUUCCAAUUGUGCUGGGGUUUUGAUUACGUGAUCGGGUUUGUUUUUGAUCGAAUUAGGGGAAAUCUUUGGUGGGGUUUUGGAGCUGUUUAAUGGGUCGGGGAGAAUUUUUGGUUUGGGAAGGAAGAGAGGGCGGUUUGAGGGCUUGAUUUGUGAGUUGUUAAUUUGGUGAUUUCUUAGGGAAGUAGGUAGCGAUGCGAGGAAGGGGCUAGGGUUAGGGCUUGCAGAAGGUGGGAGAGAGAUGGAGGACACGGAGCUUGAAGAAGGAGAGGCUUGCUCUUAUAAUAAUAACAACAACGGGGAUUAUGAUGAUGCCAGCGUCGACCCUGAUAUUGCUCUAUCUUACAUAGAUGUGAAACUUCAACAUGUUCUGGGGCAUUUCCAAAAAGAUUUUGAAGGUGGAGUUUCAGCAGAGAAUCUGGGUGCAAAGUUUGGUGGAUAUGGCUCGUUUUUACCUUCUUAUCAACGGUCUCCUGUUUGGUCUCGUCCAAGGACUCCACCAGAAGUUCAGAGUCAUGCAGUUAAAUCCCCAAAUAAUUUGCAAGUGGAGGGUGGCCGUCAUGGCACGGCAGUUUUGUCAAGUAUAUCUCAGUUAGUGCGACCUGGACCUGCUUCUGUUACUGCUGGAACACUGCCUGUGUCAAAGGCUCUGCCUAGGAAUGAUUCAGUCAAACAAGAAGUGUCCAUACCAUCAAACCAUGCUUGUGAAUUUUCAAUCAAGAAAUGUUCUAAAUUAGCAGACCAGAAAACAUUGAAGUUGCGAAUCAAAGUAGGCUCUGACAACUUGUUAACAGAAAAAAAUGCUGCAAUCUACAGUGGUCUUGGCCUUGAUGUCUCACCAUCUUCAUCCAUUGAUGAUAGCGCUUCAGAAACAGAAGGGGUGUAUCAUGAUUGUGAAGAUGUUUCGUUUGAUUCUCCCACUAGUAUUCUUCUGAUUAUGACCUCCUUUCCAGUGCUUGGGGAUGUACUUUUAUCUCCUCUCCCUGAUGAUGUGCUUAACUUGACUAAAAUGGAAAAAAUUCUAAAUGCAAAUCAAUAUGAUUUCAGACAGGAUAAUGGAAAAUUGUUGAGGGAGAAUAGAGCAAAGUCAAUAGACAGAAAUGAUUUUCCAGCAGAGCAGAAGGGUGCUAAUAGCAGGUAUGUUUGGGAUGAGAAUAGAAGAUCACCAAAGGAGGAGGUGGAUGUUGAUACUUUGUCAUGUGAGGAGCUUCUUUCUAAAACCUUAAAGCUUCCACUUUUGUCUAAUUCAUAUUCUGCCAUUGACAAGGUAAAAAGAAAGGGAAUUGGGGGGGAGAAAUUUGUCCAUAAUGAAGUAAGGGAUGAAUCAUUUGAGCCAGUAUUCACCCAAGAGAUUGGCCAGGAGAACCCAAAGGCUGAUUCAGAAGGAAAUGUUAGGGAAGAUAAAAAGACAAGCUUUGUGGACAAUGUUUACCCAAGGAAAGAUAGCCAUGUUAAAGGAGAAAAAGUUUGUGACAUGGUCAAUUUUUAUUCAAAUGCUUCAAAGGGGAAGAAAGCUCUAAACAGGGAACAAAUAGAUGAACAUAUGGACAAAGUUGGCCAGAGAUAUAUAUCAAAUGGGCUAGAGAGUCUGAAGUUGCCCCAGGGGAAGGAGAAUUCAUCCUCUAGUGGGAAAAGAAAAUCAAAGGUCAGUCAAAGUCAUGGCAAUCUAGCUGCAGAUGUUCUGAAAGACAGCUUGGGGGGUGGUGGUUCUUCCUUGAUGCCCAAAAAUAAGAAGACUACUGGUGUUGAUAAUUAUACAACCAAAAUGGAACUGGGUAACUUAAACUUAGAAAAGCCUUCUAAAAAUGCUGAAGAUAGGUACAGAGAAUUUUUUGGAGACAUUGAGGAAUCAGAACGGGAGAACGAAAAAAGUUCAAUGGGAGUUUAUUCUGAAGAUAAGCUGAAGCAAUCUGAGAAUAUUGACAAAAGCACACCUCCUAUUAACAACCCAUCUAAGGAAAGGCUAAGUAAUGAGAAAUCUAAUAGACUAUUGGCAUCAGAACCAUACCUUAAGUUGACCAGAGAUGCUAAUCUCCAUUCUCCAAAUGUCAAUGUUUCUGAAGCAGCUCCAGCAACUGGAGUUCAAGCAGCUCCUGCAACUGGAGUUCAAGCAGCUCCUGCAACUGGAGUUCAAGCAGCUCCUGCAACUGGAGUUCAAGCAGCUCCUGCAACUGGAGCCCCAGCAGCUCCUUUAUUGAUAGAAGAAUGGGUUUGUUGUGACAAAUGUCAGCAGUGGCGGCUUCUACCACUUGGCAUGAAUCCAGCCAAGUUACCUGAUAAGUGGCUUUGUAGCAUGCUUACCUGGCUGCCUGGAAGGAACCGAUGUGAUAUUAGUGAGGAGGAGACAACAAAAGCUCUUAUUGCAUUGUAUCAUGUGCCUGUUGCUGACAAUCAAACCAGUCUAAACAGUAAUCCAGGGAACAUUGCUUCCAGAACACUGGAGGCUGGUGUUCAGCACCCUGACCAGAGCCAUCAAACUAGUGGUUCGCAUUCCAUGCCUAGUAGUGGAAGGAAGAAACAAGGUUUGAAAGAAAUGCUAAAUGUUACCAAUAAAGAUCCACCUACACAAUUGUCACACCCAAAGAAAAUCACUCAGGCAUCAGUCAGAACUGGAAGCCUUUAUAUGAAUCAAUCUCCUGUGGUGGGUGAACCUGGUUUUCAGCACCAAAGCAAAUCUUGGGACUUGCCUGUGGAGAAGCACAGACAUAAGCAGAAAGACAAGCAUAGGGUACAAGGGCCCAGUUCCGAUGGAGGUGAUGCAAAGAAUUUAAAGAUGAAAGGGAAAAGAAACAGUGAUCAAGAUUGUUUUAAAGCUGCCAAAAAAAUCAAGGCCGGGAAUUUGCAUUUUAGAGAUGAUGAUAGGGUGUCUGACCUUGCUGGGGCUGUGGAUAAGGUGGGUUCUGGAUCAGUUAGUGGUUUACCUACCAUGUCACUUGGUAAGGAUAAACCUAAUCACAAUGAAUUUUUUUCUUACAAGGAUUCAAAAUCGGAUAAGAAAAACAGGCUGCAAGUCUCUGCUAAAAGACCAAAAGACAGAGUUCCACCACCUGUUGAUGAUGGAUCCAUGGAUUUGGUGAAACGUGAUGGUGGAGAUUUCUCAUUAAGGAGGAAAAUGAUUGAGCAUGAGAAUCAUAUUUAUUCAGGUCCCUUCCAAGGUAUGGGUAAUCAUCUGCAGGAUGGCAGAGUGUUAGCAAAUGAGGAGUUCAGUGGGAAUGACUGCAGGAAGGAAAAGAAGGUCAAGCUAUCCAAGUCUGAAGGGAAGGAUUCUGGGGCAAGUAAAAUCAGCAGUAAACCAGACAGAAAAGGUAGUCAUACAAAGAACCACCAAAAAGGGCAAGAUAAAGGGAGCACCCUGUCUCGAGGGAGCUUGGAUGUUGCAGAUUCCCUGAGAAGGGAUUUUGGACCAACACAACCUUCUGCAGCAGCUACUUCAAGCUCAUCGAAGGUUUCUAGUUCCCAUAAAUCAAAGCCUGGCUUCCAAGAAACCAAAGGGUCGCCAGUGGAGUCAGUUUCUUCGUCGCCAAUGAGAAUUACUAAUCCUGAUAAACUUCCACCAGUGAGAAGGAACUCUUCCAGGGGAGAUGAAUCUCGUGAUAUUGGUCAUUUCACUACAAGAAGUCCAAGAAGAUACUCAGAUGGUGAAGAUAAUGUUGGUAGUGACAGAUCAAGGACAGGUAGGAAGGAAAAAACUUCUUCUUCAGCACUGCACAGGUCCCAUGAGUCUUCUGUGCUUAAUUUUCAGGAUAAGGAUGCCAGUUAUUUAUCUGGUGAUCAAGCUAAGCUGCUGAGUGCACCUUCACCUGAUACCAAUAAAGGCCAAUUUACCAUUGGUAAUGGCAGUGUUGAUUACUUUGGCCAAGAGACUCAAUAUCAUGGUCAAUCAAAAACAAUUGAUCAAAGUCACAAUGAAGAAAGACAGAAUGAUAGCAACCAUUUUAAUGCUAAUGGUUCUCAUCCAAGGAAGUCUGGAAAGGAAAUCUCAUGGUCCAAGGACAAGUGUCCAAAUUUGAAAUCUGAUUCUACCAGUGAAUUGCAAGAUUCUGUGCCUUCAUCUGAAGGAAAACCUAGAGAUGGUAAUAAAUUUCAGGAGAAGUUUGGGGUCAAGUCUAAUGAAACUGAGAACAAAGAAUCUAUUGGGAAACUGUCUAGUGAGAAUAGUAAAAGAGAUAGUCCCGUGAAUUUUCCAGGGCACGAAGGUUCAGAUGGAAAAAUAGAUGCUACCCUCACUCAAGAUGCAAUCUCCAAUGUGAAGCAGAGUCUUCUUACAGACAGUGACGGUGAAAGAUAUACGAAGAGGCUGCAGCCUGACAAAACUGAUCAAGUGGAAGUUGUUUCUGGGAGACUGAAUCCACUAUCCUUGCCACCCACUGGAGGAGCUCAAAAUGCUUGCUCAGUUUCAGGGUCCCAAAAGGAACAUGAUGGAGAUGGUUCUGGAGUCAAUGUCUCUCAAGGUGAUGAAGCAUCAAAAGUGCCAAGACAAAUAAAUAAAGCUGAUUGUCCAAAUGGAAGACAGAUCAUUAGUAUAAGACAGCCCACAUCAGGUGGAAAUAGGGUCAGGCAUCUUAAUGCUCCAGGUUCACUAAGAAAGGAAUCCUCAAGUCAGGCUGGUAAUAAUGCUAUCAAAGAAGCUACAGAUUUAAAGCAUCGUGCUGAUCGUUUUAAGAACAUGGGAGAUAGUCUGGAAAGCACAGGGCUUUACUUCCAGGCAGCCCUGAAGUUUCUUCACGGAGCCUCUCUAUUAGAAUCUUGCAAAAGUGAGAGUGCCAAAAAUGGUGACCCAUUGACAGUGUAUAGGAGCACGGCAAAACUCUGCGAGUUUUGUGCCCAUGAAUAUGAGAGACUUAAAGAAAUGGCUCCUGCUGCUUUGGCCUACAAGUGCAUGGAGGUAGCAUAUAUGAGGGUUGUUUAUUCAUCACAUGCCCGUGCAAGGGGAUACCAAAAUGAGUUGCAAACAGCUCUACAUAUAGUUCCUCCAGGUGAAUCUCCUUCUUCUUCUGCUUCUGAUGUUGAUAACUUAAACCACCCAACAGCUGUAGACAAGGUUUCCUUUCCCAGGGGUGUUAGCUCUCCCCAGGUUGCUGGAAACACGAUCAUUUCUGCCCGAGACCGUCCAAGCUUUUUGGGCCUGCUCAAUUUUGCACAGGAUGUAAACCUUGCAAUGGAAGCUUCAAGGAAAUCCCGGACAGCUUUUGUGGCUGCUAAUUUAGGAGAGGUCAAAGGUGAAGAGAUUGUCUCUUCUGUGAAAUCAGCUCUUGAUUUUAACUUCCAUGACAUAGAACGGUUGCUACAUUUAGUACGGGUGGCAAUGAAGGCCAUUGGCCGUUAAAAGAAUCCAGUCGGCAGGGAUGCUGUUAUCUGUGGAAGUGGAACUUUGUCUUAAUUGUGUACCUCUUGAUGUGAGGUCUCCAAGGAGAACAAGAGAAGUGGCUGCUUGGGUUUUCCUGCUUCAGUACUUCAUACUUCUGUUGAGAAACUGGCAUUCACAUGCACUCCAGCUCUUGCUGUUUAAAUGUUUGCAAUACAAGAUGAAUCUGGAACUUUUAGUGUAUAGAACACUUCAACUGCAUUCUGAUACUGCCAUGGACCCACCAUAUUAUUUCCUUUUCAAGAUGUGUUGAGGACCUGUGAUCUUAAGGGCUCUUCAGAAAUGAUUCUACCAAGCCUGUACAAAUAGGCAGAUUGAUAUUUGAAGGUUCAAGGAAUAACUUUAUCUGAAGAUAGAAAAGCAUCUAUAGGUUGUUGUGGGUGGUAGAAUUCUGAUACUAGAGCUUGCCUAUGUAUUGGCAAUUUGUUCCCCAGAGGGAGUUUCAGUCUUUACCGCUCAUUAAUUGUUAAUAACUGUUUACUUGGAGACCUCCUAGGGAUGGGUAAUGCUAUUUUGUGCUCCAAUAUCAUGACCACCCUUCUGCAGAGGCUGCAAUUUAUUGGUUCAAAUCCUAUGUAAACAGGGCAAAUAGUUGGCAGUCUCAGGUUGGCUACUCUUAAAUAUCACCCUGCUUUUUUACUCCUUUUAUGCUGGAUCCAGUGAAUCAAUCUUUUUCUUUGUU
Molecule: messenger RNA, 6499 nt
Organism: Rubroshorea leprosula
Lineage: Eukaryota; Viridiplantae; Streptophyta; Magnoliopsida; Malvales; Dipterocarpaceae
Source: the annotation of a GenBank genome assembly